AUGUUCUACGGGCUGGAGACGCCAUCGCAGCGUUGGCCCUACAUCUGCUUGGACGAGGUUGGCGUGGACGAGUUCGUGCAGUGCAUGGCCGAGCGAGCGGUCGACGUCGAGGCGCCCGCCGACUCGUGCUACUUGGCACUGAAGGUGCUCGUCAUGAGGUGGUCAUGGGCGCCGUUCCUGGCGCGCUCCGCCCUGCAGGCGUGCAUGGGGACGGCCCUCGGCGUGGGCUCGGUGCGCGCUCGUCUGGCGCGCGGGCCCCCGACGUCUCAGCUCCGCGGCCGUGCUGGGGGCUGCGAGGCGCUCGACUGGGCUCGCACGGGCGACUGCGGUGUGAUGGCGAGCAGCGCGAGCGCGAAGGGCGGCGAGAAGGAGCUGCCCUCGAGCAUGGCGGCGAAGGUCAAGUCGCACGUGGAGUCCGCGGGCCUCGCGGUCCACGGGGAGGAGGGGGCGAUGGGGCUCGAGUCUCUGGGAGCUGUCCUGAGGGGCCGCCCCUGUGUGAUUGGCCUGUGCCCGUUGAAGACGUGUCGUCUUGCCCUCGUGGCCUUAGCCUUGGUGGGGGGACCCUGCUGGACAGCGACCAUGUUGGAGCGCCUCGUGGGAUUUUGGGCUUGGGCGGCGGUGUUCCAGCGAACGAGCCUCGCCAUCCUCGACCAGGUCUGCCACGAGAUGCGGCGCCCCUCGAGCUCAGCGGCUGCAUUCCGCCUGUCCGCGGUGGCGCGGGCCGAGCUCGCCGCCGCUGCCUACUGCGCCCCGCUCAUGGUCACCUGCCCAGAGUCGCCGUGGGCCCGCCGGGCCUUCGUGACCGACUCCAGCGACGUGGGCUACGGAGUUGCCGUCGCCCAGGCUACGGUGGAGGAGAUUCGCGCGGAGUCCAGAUACUGCGAGCUGCGAGGCUGGACCAUCGCCGCCGAGGACUUCUACACCAGCGAUGGCUGCGGCGGCUACGCUCACGACGCCGACGAGCUGGCGCAGGCCGCGGCCCCAGUCGUGGGUGGCCCGAGCGUGCGCGUGUUCGGCUUCCUCUACCUCUUCGCGGGAGUUCGGCGGUCAGGAGAUCUCGAGGAGUACUUGCGGCGGCGCGCGGGGAGCGCUGGCGUUCUCAUCGAGGUCUGGUCCCUGGAUGCAGUCAUCGACCCGAAGCGCGACCUCGCCGACCCCGACUUUCUGAACGUCAUCGUGGGGCUCGUCGACAAGGGCUACUUCCGCGGGCCGUGGGGGCGCGCCGACAUCAGGCUGACCUCGCUGGAGCGGCGGCGGCUCGAGCUGGGCGCGAAGUCGCCCAUGGCGGUGCUGGCGGUGAUCCGCGCGGUCUGCAUGGGGGGUGGCCUGUCGGAGCACCCGCCCGACCCAGGGGGGCCGCCUUGUCCGUCGAUCUGGGACCUCGCGGAGCUGAAGGACCUCGUCGAGGACUUUGGAGGGUGGGUGGACUUCCUGGACCAGUGCCGCUACGGCGCCCCCUCCAUGAAGCCGGCCAUGGUCGGCAUCUUCGGCGCGUUCGACAGGAGCGACGGGGGCGCCGCCGCUCGGCUCUGCCUCGCCUGCAACCACCAGGGACGUCCGACCAUUCGCACCGCUGCCGCGCAGACCUACCAGCCCGAGCUCUGCGAUGCCCUCAGCGAGGUCAUCAUCGAGGCGUUCGUGCACAUGAGGGCGUGGAGGCUCGGGCUCGAUGUCGACGGCGUGCGCGGGAUAUGCUGGUGGCUGACGCUGACCAUCUUCGACCUGGUUGGGCGGGCAUCGGCUGGCCGCGAGCCCCUGCAGCCCAUGGGCGCGACCCCGAUGACCAAGAGGGGCCACUUGGCGUGGGACAACUACGCGACGGACCCGAACGCUGGCCUGUUGGACGGUGGCUUCACGCGCUUGCUCACGCACUUGGUGGCUUACGCCACCGCCGCCCAGUGGGCCUCUAAGCUCACGUCCGAGUCGGAGGUCGACCGUGCGCUGGCAGACUGCGUGGACAUCCAGUGCUACGGCGAGCGCAAGAGAGCGACCCUUGGCUCGGUGGUCCUGUUCGGCAUGCUGGUGAUCUGGCCGGAGCUUCGCAACGAGUUUCCCUUCGCCCUGAGGGGCCUCGAGAGCUGGCAGAAGCUGGCCGGCGCGAGCGAGGGGGGCCCACCCCCAGAGGAGGCCAUCUACGCGAUCGCCAUCUACAUGAUCGAGCAGGGGCGCUAUGUGGAGGCCGUCUGCGGACGUCGCGCGGGGCGGCCAGUGCUUGGCCCUGGCCCUUGGCGCGGGGGGGGGGGGGGCGAGACGGGCGCCGGCCAGGGCGCCGUCGCGCGGCGGGGCUCGGUCGCCAACCUGGUCCUGGGCCCGCGCGGCUUCAGGGCGAGCAAGGACGAGGAGCUCUUCGGCAUCGACCAGGUUCGCUUCCGGAAGCUGUGGAACCAGGACACCGCCCGAGGCCGCGCGUCGCCCGAGCAGGUCAGGCGCCGCGGGAGGUGGAAGGCCUUGUCCAGUGUCCAGCGCUACUCCAAGACGUUCGCCCUGACGCAGUUCCGCGCGAGGAUGCCAGAGGUGGUCUGGGAGUCAGGCAUGCGCGCGGGGCGGGACUUGAAAGCGGAGAUCCUGGGAGCCCUGUUGCGGCGCCCUUUCCCGAGCGGCAGCCUCCCCGAGGCGAUCGAGAACGAUGUCAAGAGGGGCCUCGCCAAAGACGUCGCCGCCGAGCUGAUGGAGAUCAAGAGUUCGGGGGCGCGCAGUUUCAAGAAGGCCAGCCACGCUGGCGACGACGACCGAGACAGCUCAGGGGGCCUCUUCUCGGGUGAGACGUUCGGGGGAGGUUCAGAGUCUAUCCAGCGUCGGGGGCGCAAGUGGUGUUUGAGGGCGAAGCAAACCUCGAGAGCCACCCGGCGCCGGUCUGGCAGCGUAAGCGGGUCCAAUAUCCCUUACGUCAAGCAACGCUCCAGCAGUGCGCUUGCAUCGUAUGCGCCCAUUGCCACGAAAGUGUUCGGCAACAGCGAUUUGCAGCUGUGUCUGCGUUCCUCCCUGUGUCGAAGCGUCAUCCUGUCGAAGCUGUUAUUCAAUGCUUACGUCAGGGUGUUGAAGGUGCGCGAGUUGCGCGUGUUGAACGCCACUUGCAUGCGCGUCGUUCGUCGGAUGUGCCAUCGCGUGAACUUUGACGGCACUGCUGGCUCCGACAUUGAAGCGCGCAGGGCUGCGAACAUGGCUUCCAUGGAUUGCAUUCUUCUGCAGCAAAGGUUGUUGCACCUCGCUCGCCUCCUGAGGUUCGACAGCAGGGCGUUGCAGGCAUUACUGUCGCAGAGAGUCGCGCAGCUGGAUGCCCUCGACGCCGCGGCCGGCCGAGCCGCCAGGAAGGCAGGCCACACCAGGCCCCUCACGGACGGACCUGUGAAGCAGGCGGGCCAGUGGAGCAUGACCGCCGCCGCGGAGCCGCUCGGCGCCCGGCGCUCUGGGCCCGAGGACGACCCGGUGCUGGAGCUGAGGCGGCUGCAUCAGACGAGCUCGCUCAACCGGUUCUAUCCGCAGCGCCUUCCCGCCUGGGCGCGCCGAGGCCCCGACCCGCGGAGAGGCCUCGGCGACAAGGCGCCGUCCUGCUACCCGAGGCCGCCUUUGUCGCGGGCGGAGAGGCUGAUGCAGAAGUGGCAGUCCAUGCCGACGCACAGGCCGCAGCUCCCGUCGAUCGACCUCCCCGAUACGGACGACUCUCCGCCGGCGCCCGAGCCAGACGGCGAGGUGGCCAGAACGGUGCAGCGGGCGAGGCGCCGGCGCGGGGAGACGCGGAGCCGGUUCUGCGAGCAGCGCUCCACCAAGGACGGCCACCAGUUCCCGCACAUACCGUGCAGCUGCUGCAGCCGAACCACUCCGAGGCGCCUGGGACGGAGAGCCUGAAACCGCC
Prorocentrum cordatum is the source of this 3853-nucleotide messenger RNA. The record is from the annotation of a GenBank genome assembly. Lineage: Eukaryota; Dinophyceae; Prorocentrales; Prorocentraceae.